UCACAACAAACACUUCGCAAAUCAGUUUGAUGUGUCUUUGACCUUCUAUUGAAUCAUUUUUUACCCGAUUUUAGUGCUUUCUAUACCUUUAUUAGGGAACAAUAUACGCGUUACUUUAUAAUAGUUCAAUCUGUCCAUAUUGUUACCCAUAACAGGCAAUUAUGUCGAAUUAUAAGGAAAAUGGGCGCGAGUUGAAACUUACAGGAGAUAAGAUUAAUUUAGAACGAAGACCUUCCAAUAAGUUGAGCACAGCAAGCGCGAAAAACAAUGCUUAUAUCGCUAAAUGCUUCUCAAGACCUGCCUCUGCACUGCCAAUGCUUAAUUUUCAUGACAAAGACGAUGAAGUCGCAAAAAACAGUCACCGCCCAUUUUCAGCUGGAUAUCUAACUAAUAAGGACGAACGAUUUUCUAAAGAAUAUAUAAAUAGUAGCUUAGAAAGUUUUGAAGACGAAGUACUACCAUCUUCGAACUUAUACAAGAAUCUCCUAUCUGAGCAAGUCAGCUCCUGGAAAACAUACCCACCAAGCAACUUCAGAGGAAACAGUGAAAGCAGCUCUGACUUUCCGGUACACAGUAAAGACAACACUCUCGAAGAAAGUACCUCACUGUCUUCAGAAGAAGCUGCCUACUCUAAAGAUAAAAGUGGAUCGUUUGAUAAAGGUCCGAUUGAUCUAGAACUGCGCCCAGGUUUGACCUCAAAACCUCCAUUGCCUAAGAAGCUUCUGGAAAGCGAACCAAUUGGAGUCAUUGACACCAAUUCACGAGAAUGCGAUGUUUCUGAUAAAAACCGCGAUGCUAUUAAUGCUUAUUUUGAUAUAAAAUAUGACGCUCUCUUAAAAAAAGAAAAUACAAGCAAUAAUUCUGAUUCGAACCCAAACCCACUGUUUGACGCAAAUUUAAACCAGAAAGCCGCCAAUGCUUGCCCAGCAUCAAGAAGAAAUGAGGACACUUCGGGUCGAAAUUCAACCAAAUUUGACCCACACUUGUAUGAAGAGGGUCUGAGCAAUUCAAAGGACAAUGAAAGUGAAAAUAACCAAAAGUGGACAAGGGAAGAAGUAAAGGAGUCGGAAACGCAGACCAAAAAAUAUCGGGACGAGCUCAACUGUGAACAUGACCUGGCUAAUACCAACUUUACAGAUAACACAAAAAUGGUAGAUAAAUGGUCGAAAGCCAACGAAUUUCCUAAUAUAUCUGAUAUUGACAUAAAUGAGCUUUUCCGUGAUGAAACCGACAAAAAAUUCGAAAAGUUUUUUGAAUUUGACCUACAAAAGCGGGAUGAUGAUACGAAUGGUGCGAAACACGCUAGCAGUUGUGGGCCAAAGUUUUCCAAAACUCUCAAGAACAAUACUAAAGGUAAAAACAUUCUCAAUACCGUUAAGUGCGAGAGCCAUAAGAAAAUAACAUCAAAACCAAGAAAACCGGAAAAUAAGACAAAAUUUGUGGCAAAGCCAGUGAAAGGAGGAGCAGACUUUACAGGCGAUACAAGAACGUCACCAGAUAUUGAGACUUGGAUGAACCAAAGUUCCAGGGGCUCAGGGGAGGCCAAGAAAGCUAAUUACCUGCAGUUUUUGAACAAUCUAAGUGAAAUAGAAGACAUGAGUAAAGGGGAAUUUAAUGAGAAAGCAAACCGAGUUGAAGCUGAUGAUAAAAUAAGUGCUGCGGGAAGUUUAGAUGACAUUGUCUCAAUCUUAGAAGAACUAGAAAAUGAGGACAAAAAGUCACACAUGAAGAUUGCUUCAGUUAAAAACUUGGUAGACCAUACUUUAAACCAGUAUGCGAUUGAAGAAAAUCAAUGCUCUGAAAGUAAUAGAAAUGGCAAAACAAACGCUUUUACCUGCGACAUAGCCAAUGUUGAAGAACCAAAGCCUAAAGAGAUUAGUGAACGUUGUGUAACAUUCUCUCCUGUGGUAUCGCAAAGAAACUAUGAAUCCCAUGAGAAUACAGACACACCAGAGAGCAAUUUCAGCAGUGAAAAUAUAUUGAUAAAAGAUAUCAAAGACGCAAAUAAUAAGUUUGACAACGAAUUUAAUUUUGAGUUUAGAGGAUCUAAAUUUGUCUGCAAUAACGGAAACAAUAACUAUAAUGAACUCCUAUCAUUUUUGGAUGAAAUGGACAGGAAAAGUUCGAAAUCACUAAACGAAUCUAAGCAAAGUGCGCUGCUUGCUUCAAAUAUUGCUGAGUCUUCAAUUAAUCUGGACUCCGUUCCUCGCUUGGAUGACUUGGAAGUUCUGAGUAAACAAGAACUGGCACAUCGACUGGUCGAUAUGAGUCUUCGCUUAAAAGAUAAAAGUUCUUCAAUAGUAAUUUUGCAAAACGAACUAUCAGGGCUACGGGAGCAAGUGAUGAAACAGAAUAAACAAACUGAAGCUCUGGUGAAACAAAAAUUAAAGCAGCAAAAAGAAGAGUACGAAGGUGUCGUUAAAAGACAUCAAAAGUUCAUUGAUCAACUGAUUGCUGAUAAAAGGUCUCUUAACCAGCAAUGCGAAGGACUGAUUCAGGAAAUGAAGAUGCUAGAGGAUCGAUAUAACACAAACAGUAAAGCCUUAGAGCAUAAGCAUCAAGUGGAAAUAAAGAAACUGAAAGAAAUGCAUACUGCCGGAGAGAAAAUAAGACGAGAUCGAUGGAUUGAAGGAAAAACUCAGAAAAUUAAGGAACUAACAGUGAAAAGUAUUGAGCCAGAAAUUCAGAAUAUGGAGAAAAGGCAACAGCAAGAGUUAUCAGACUUGAGAGCCCUCCAUAAGAGAGAAAUAGAGGACUUGGAGUUGAAAGCUGCAAGAAAAUUACAAAACCAAUGUGAAACUUUAAGGGAGCAACUGGUUGCAGAAAGAGAAAAAGCUUUAUCCCAUGAAAGGGAAGUUGUGAGGCAAAGAUAUGAAAAGCUGGUGGAGUCCGAAGAAAAAGGAUACCAAGAGCAAAGAAGACGCUUGCAAGCAGACCAUGCAAACAGAAUAAAAGAAUGUGAAGAACGAGAAUCUCAAGUGCAGUUUGAAAAAGACAAAGCGAUCAAACAAGCCCAGGAAGAGUUUGAAGAUCGAAUUCAAGUUUUGAUUCGACGGCAAUCAAAUGAAAUAAAAUUAUUGAAAGAAGCCUCUCAAUUGGAGUUCGAAUCGUGGCAAGUCAAUUUUAAAAAACAACAAGCCGCUAUUAUUUUUGAAAAAGAAGCCGCUAUACGAGAUCAAUGUAGAAGGGAGAGGGAUAAAGAGAUUGAGAACGUUAUUGAUAGAUUGGAGACUGAGGCUUCUGAAAAUAAAGCGCAAAUCGAACAGAGUACUGAAAAUCGAAUUAAACGAAUAAGAGAGAAAUACGAGAAAGAAAUCAAAGAUCUUGAAAACGCAGAGAAAGAGUCUAAGGCUAAAUUUAUCGACUCAAAAACGAAACUUCUUGAAUGUGAAGAAGUUGUCAUUGGACUCAAGUCCACCGUGAAGCACUUGGAAAUGCAACUUGCCCAAUAUAAAGAGUUAAGCGAAAAUCUGACCAAAGAGCGGGCAGAUCUAAAAGAGGUACUUCGACAAGAAAUGAAUGAAGAAGUUCACAAUUUGGAAAAAGAAGUGGCCCAUUUAAAGAAUAACAGGGACAAAGAAAUACAACAAUUAUAUUCCAGGAUCAAAGUGUCCGUAGCAAGAAAAGAUGAAAUUUUAAACGAACUGCAAAUCGAACACAAAGCUUUGCAGGAGAAAUGUAUUUAUUUGGAGAACAUGCUCGAGCAGCAGAGGAAGGAGUACUUGAUCAAAUGAGUCGCAAAAUUUGAACCGUUAUUUAUUUAUUAAUUUAAGUUUGAAAUGUACGUUUUAUUUAUAUUAUAUUCGAUUGAUUAAACCAUGCAUUCAA
This is a messenger RNA of Dendroctonus ponderosae (mountain pine beetle), 3828 nucleotides long. RefSeq names its product centrosomal protein of 131 kDa (gene dila). The transcript has 15 exons. Gene Ontology annotation, cellular component: centriolar satellite. The record is from RefSeq and is a predicted model, not a curated record. Lineage: Eukaryota; Metazoa; Arthropoda; Insecta; Coleoptera; Curculionidae. Gene Ontology annotation, biological process: intraciliary transport involved in cilium assembly; regulation of centrosome duplication; cilium assembly. Bases 162 to 3734 code for a protein of 1190 amino acids.